Molecule: messenger RNA, 693 nt
Organism: Rhizoctonia solani
Lineage: Eukaryota; Fungi; Basidiomycota; Agaricomycetes; Cantharellales; Ceratobasidiaceae
Product: patatin-like phospholipase protein
Exons: 2
Coding region: 1-693 (230 amino acids)
Biological process (GO): arachidonate metabolic process
Cellular component (GO): membrane
Source: RefSeq, a predicted model, not a curated record
AUGUUCGACCCGUUGCUCCAGUCCAACUCGGGAACCAGGGGUUGUAGAGCGUUCGUCUGCGCCUUGACGGCGGACAACAUCAGAGGGGGUCUCCCGGUUCAUCUUCGAACUUACGCAAGUGAAUGGAACCAGACACCCAAUUGCAAGAUAUGGAAAGCAGCACGGGCUACAAGCGCAGCUCCGACGUUCUUCAAGGGCGUUAGCAUAAAGGGCGAGAAUGGUAUUUUGAUGAGGUUCGUCGACGGAGGAAUAGCAGUCAAUAACCCCACGGAGCGCGUCCUCGCUGAAGCCCAAAGCCUGUUCCCUGAUGGACAUCUCUCAUGCAUUCUCAGCAUAGGAACUGGCCAGGGCAAAACCAUCGCAAUGGCCGAAAGCAGCGUGAUAAAAAAUAUGAUCAGCCGGGAUGUGCAGCUGACAGACACGGUCAAGAAGAUGGCCACGGACUGUGAAGUAGUCGCGAACGACAUGUCGAAUCGGUUUGCUCCGCAUCCAGGGGUGUACUUUAGGUUCAACGUAGAUCAGGGAACGCAGGAUAUUGGGCUGGGGGAACACGCAAAGUUAAGCGAGCUUGCAGCGCACACGAGUGCGUAUUUGAGGUUGCACGAGAAUGACAUGAGGGCGAACCGGGUUGCUGCUGCUUUGAAGAGUACACGUCCGUGGGCGACGUUGCCGAUAUCCGAUAUUGCGCGUUGA